GAGAAAAUUCUAGAUACAGAGAGACAUCAAUAGUCACCAACCAAUUUCAGAGAAGAGAAUAAUAAUUUUUUUUAAAAAAAAAAGAGGAAUAAAUGGCAUUUCUCAGGUCAGUAACAAACACAACAAAGACUGCUAUAGCUGCCUUUGCUUUGCCUGCUGCCCUCGCUUUCUCAUCUCUCUCCCCUUCUUCUCCAAAUCCCAAACCCGAAAACCUCUUUUUCCUCUCACCAUCAUCUUUUCUUCUCACGUCAGCUCGCUUUGGUCUUGUAAAGAAUUUGACUCAGCGUCCUUCUUCCGUUAGCAUGGACACGUCUACAUCAAAUCAAAAACCCAUCUCACAGGAUAAUGGAGCCUUGCCUGAGAUACUUACAGAAUUCAUGGUGGAUAUGAAGUGUGAGGGUUGUGUUAAUUCUGUCAGGAAUAAGUUACAAACUGUUAAUGGAGUGAAGAAUGUGGAGGUUGAUUUGGCCAAUCAAGUGGUAAGAAUUCUUGGGUCUUCUCCAGUGAAGACUAUGACUGAAGCUUUGGAGAAGACAGGUCGAAAUGCUAGACUAAUUGGCCAAGGAAUCCCUGAAGACUUUUUAGUGUCUGCUGCUGUUGCCGAAUUCAAAGGUCCAGAUAUCUUUGGCGUUGUUCGUUUCGCUCAAGUGAAUAUGGAACUGGCUAGGAUUGAAGCCAGCUUUAGUGGAGUGUCACCUGGUAAACAUGGUUGGUCUAUCAAUGAGUUUGGUGAUCUAACAAAAGGAGCAGCAAGCACUGGGAAAGUGUUUAAUCCAACAAAUCAAGGAACUGAACAAGAGCCACUUGGCGACCUGGGAACAUUAGAUGUUGAUGAGAAAGGAGAUGCCUUCUUCUCGGGGACCAAACGGAAGCUAAGAGUUGCAGAUCUGAUUGGGAGAUCAGUAGUGUUAUUUGGAACUGAAGAUAAAUCAGAUGAAGGUCUCACAGCAGCAGUAAUUGCCAGAAGUGCAGGAGUUGGUGAAAAUUACAAAAAGGUAUGCACAUGUGAUGGGACGAUUAUAUGGGAAUCAAGUAAUAACGAUUUUGUUGCCAGUAAAGUUUGAUACUUAAAAAGUUUAAAUAAAACCCGCACAAGUAUUUAGGCACCAUGUUCAGCCGUUGCAGGGUUAUGUAUUUUAUUUGUAUGUUCACCGUGAGAGACGGAUGGCAUUUAAUGAGCACAUGCCUUUGUUGUAAUCGCGUCAGUUUUGAUACAGGAUGCUUUAAAAAUUGAGUUAGGACAGCGUCUCCUAGCUCUAUCAUGGGGCUUGGGUUUAACACUUUUCAA
Populus nigra (black poplar) is the source of this 1288-nucleotide messenger RNA. Its product is annotated as copper chaperone for superoxide dismutase, chloroplastic/cytosolic-like. Gene Ontology annotation, molecular function: superoxide dismutase activity; copper ion binding. The coding region runs from base 93 to 1064 and encodes 323 amino acids. Lineage: Eukaryota; Viridiplantae; Streptophyta; Magnoliopsida; Malpighiales; Salicaceae. The transcript is spliced from 6 exons. Gene Ontology annotation, biological process: removal of superoxide radicals. The record is from RefSeq and is a predicted model, not a curated record.